Messenger RNA from Dovyalis caffra, 357 nucleotides. Lineage: Eukaryota; Viridiplantae; Streptophyta; Magnoliopsida; Malpighiales; Salicaceae. The record is from the annotation of a GenBank genome assembly.
AUGAGGACCUCAAAAUUCUAUGUUUUCCUCCUGAUUUCUGCAAUCCUGUCUGUCCACGUGUUUCCAUCAUCAUCUUCGUCGUCAUCGACAGCCCUUGAUUUUCUCCCCUUGGAGUCUUCGUCGCCAUCUGAGUGCCAGGGAUCCAUUGCUGAGUGCUUGAUGGAUGAGGAGUUCGAGAUGGACACAGAGAGCAACAGGCGCAUUCUAGCAACUAGAAGGUACGUAAGUUAUGGUGCGCUGAGGAGGAACAAUGUACCUUGUUCGAGGCGUGGCGCCUCGUAUUAUAAUUGUCGAGCCGGAGCUCAGGCUAAUCCUUACUCGCGCGGGUGUAGUCGCAUUACUCGCUGCAGGGGUUAA